Molecule: messenger RNA, 1434 nt
Organism: Pyricularia pennisetigena
Lineage: Eukaryota; Fungi; Ascomycota; Sordariomycetes; Magnaporthales; Pyriculariaceae
Exons: 2
Coding region: 1-1434 (477 amino acids)
Source: RefSeq, a predicted model, not a curated record
AUGGCUUCCAACAUGAAUGAGGACACCAGGAUGGAAGAUGCGAUGGACUUUAUCCACGUGGACAAAUCACCAUCGCCGUCGUGCGCAUCCUCAACUAGCAGGGUGCCUGUUGAGCACAACGGUAACGAUUGCAAAAACCACAGGCCUGUGCCAAGCUCAUGUGACUGUUCGGACCACGCGAAGCUCGUAGGUCAACUAAUCACUUGUCAGGACCAGCUCACAGAAAGCAACAGAAACAUCAGAAAAAUGGAAGAAGCAGCAAACAACAACUUCAGAUUGGUACAAGAUUGGAUUCAGCAGCAGCAACACGACUACCAAGUCUCUCUCCACUGCCACAUCACUGAAAUAAAUCAAGAAUGGCAUCACAAGACCCAGAAUCUCCAAGCUCGUCACCAAACCGAACUGGCCAGCCUGCAGAAGCAGAUUUCCAACGCCCAAGCCCUCGUACAGCAGCUGGAGCGCAGCCUUGGCAAAGAGCAGACCUAUCGUGCAUCCGCAGAGGCCGAGGCCCUCGAGAACCACAAGCGCUGGCGCAAAACCGCCGCUGAGCUUUGUAAACUUCAAUCCACUUCCCGCCAGUCGAACAAAAUCUCUGACCAGGAUCUCAUCGACGGUGCCAAACAGCUGAGGUGGAUGGUGCGUAACUUGUCCGCAACGGGAUUCUCAGACGUGCCCAUCCAGCCGCGACUUUCGGCCUGGCCAAGUCCUGCGGCGGAGGAGUUGCGGCAGGUGCAGUUUUUGCUGCACACCAACCGAUUUCCCAUCUACUUUGAGGCGUCCAUUUGGCACUAUUUGAUCAAAUACGUGUUUGGGCGUUAUGUGUGGGCAGGCGAAGCUGCACAAUCGAUGCAAAAGCUGUAUUACGCCCUUCAGAAUGCAGCCCCGACCGAGAAGACCGCAGUUACACUGCAAGACUGGCGCACAAAUACUAAUGCCCUGGUUGCAACGACCGCUGCAACGACCCCCGCUGCCGGUGAGGCACUUCUAGCCCACCGAGCCGACUUUACCCAUGCCAUAUUGCAGUUGAACAAGCAUCGGUGCGACAGAAUGGGGCUAGUUGACGACUUGGCCGCCAUUUUUGACGCGGCAGUCUCCCUCGACCGGGAUAUACACCUGCGACCCGGCAUCGUAGAGUGGCAGGUCCUACCGCCUGGAAAUAACGAAUUUAACCCAGAUGUCAUGGCGGUAGAGAACGACGGGGAAGCCGGGCAAAGGGUGCUGGCGAUGGUGUCUCCCGGGCUGGUCAAAAAGGUUCACAACGCGGUCCAAGACGAUAUGCUGUGCAAAAUGGAAGUGGUGUGCGGAGUGGAUGGUGUGACCACUCCGAGGCAGAUGAGUGCGCCUAUUGCCACAAACAGGGAUAAUGGCAUGUUAGGCUGGAUUCAUGGGUUAAAAAGGAUAGAGAAGCAUUUCAUUAGGAAGGCGAUGAGGUGA